Molecule: messenger RNA, 1569 nt
Organism: Dothidotthia symphoricarpi CBS 119687
Lineage: Eukaryota; Fungi; Ascomycota; Dothideomycetes; Pleosporales; Dothidotthiaceae
Exons: 4
Coding region: 38-1492 (484 amino acids)
Cellular component (GO): mitochondrion
Molecular function (GO): metal ion binding; metalloendopeptidase activity
Source: RefSeq, a predicted model, not a curated record
CCAUUCCCAUCCCCUCCCGCCACAGCGAGCUGACGCAAUGGCUUCCCGGCAGCUCGCCCUCAACCUGCAGCGGAGCAUGCGCUCCCGCGCCGCCAUCAGCGCCGUCAAGAGCCAGAAGUCGUCGGCCUUGACACGGGGCCUGGCGACGCCCGUCAGCUACGGCUCCAAGACGGAGUCGACGACGCUCGGCAACGGCUUCACCAUUGCCACGGAGCACUCGCCGUGGGCCCAGACGUCGACGGUCGGCGUGUGGAUCGAUGCGGGCAGCCGCGCCGAGACGGACAGCACCAACGGCACUGCCCACUUCCUCGAGCACCUGGCCUUCAAGGGCACCCAGAAGCGCACGCAGCAGCAGCUGGAGCUGGAGAUUGAGAACAUGGGCGGCCACCUCAACGCCUACACGUCGCGCGAGAACACCGUCUACUACGCCAAGGCCUUCAACAACGACGUGCCCGCCGCCGUCGACAUCCUGUCCGACAUCCUGCAGAACUCCAAGCUCGAGCCCCAGGCCAUUGAGCGCGAGCGCGACGUCAUCCUGCGCGAGCAGGAGGAGGUCGACAAGCAGCUCGAGGAGGUCGUCUUCGACCACCUGCACGCCACCGCCUACCAGGGCCAGUCGCUCGGCCGCACCAUCCUCGGCCCCAAGGAGAACAUCCAGAGCAUCCAGCGCGCCGACCUCGAGACGUACAUCAAGACAAACUACACGGCCGACCGCAUGGUGCUUGUUGGUGCUGGCGGUGUCCCGCACCAGCAGCUCGUCGACCUCGCCGAGAAGUACUUCGCCAGCCUGCCGUCCGAGCCCCAGGACUACUCCGCCAAGAGCAUCGCCGCCGAGCAGAAGAAGAAGCCCGACUUCAUUGGCUCCGAGGUCAGGCUCCGCGACGACACCAUGGGCACGGCCAACAUCGCCAUUGCCGUCGAGGGUGUCAGCUGGAGCGACCCCGACUACUUCACCGCGCUGGUCACACAGGCCAUUGUCGGCAACUGGGACCGCGCCAUGGGCACCUCGGCCUACCUUGGCAGCAAGCUCAGCAACUUUGUCUCGCAAAACAACCUGGCCAACAGCUUCAUGAGCUUCUCCACCAGCUACUCGGACACUGGUCUCUGGGGAAUCUACCUCACCAGCUCCAACGUCACCCAACUCGACGACCUCGUCCACUUCACCCUCCGCGAAUGGUCCCGCCUGUCCAUGAACGUCACCUCCGCCGAAGUCGAGCGCGCAAAAGCCCAACUCAAGGCCUCGAUCCUGCUCGCCCUCGACGGCACCACGGCCGUCGCAGAGGACAUUGGCCGCCAGAUCGUCACUACCGGUCGCCGGUUAUCCCCCGAGGAGGUCGAGCGCGUCGUCGGCCGCAUCAGCGAGAAAGAUGUCAUGGCGUUUGCGAGGAGCAAGCUUUGGGACCGUGAUGUGGCUAUUUCGGCGGUUGGCCAGAUUGAGGGUUUGUUUGAUUACAAUCGUAUUCGGAAUGAUAUGAGUAGGAUGAUCUCGUAGGGGAAGUUGGGUGCGUAAUUGUGUGGGUGGAAGUGGAUGUGGAAGUGGAAGUGGAGGUGUAGAUGGAUGGAGAGAUG